AUGCCGUCUGGACAGGAUGGCGCAGGCUCCGAUGCGUACAGGCCGACUUCGAUCGACUACAUCAAUCUUCCCAACCCGAUCGAGCCUUCCCAGCCGCAGGCCGGCUCUCAGAAGCACCCCUUGAACGGCACGCCACAUCUCGAAAAAGCGAGGCUUGAGAAAUCUUCUAAUAGUGACCUUUUCAAAUUAAUUCUCGAGCCGUCUUCCGAAAGACCUCCCAAACGCCAGAAAACAUCAGAAAAUACUACGUUGGAUCUGCCCAAGCUUCCUGUCCGGAAUCAUACAACCAAGCGACUCAGAAUCCCUCCAACGCUUUCUGGACUCCAUCAGCCUCCCCCGAAUGCUGGACUGCUCCCCUCUAUCAGUGUAGAACAGCCCCAGGUACUACCUCCUCGCCAGCCGGAGCCUGUCAUCGAGCCAGUAUUACCGAAACCUACGGAGCGAAAGGAAGAUUCCAGUGGUGCUCGACCUACCAAGCCUGAUGAUGCACCAGCGCCGCCUCCACCGAAAGCUCGGCAGCGGAGAAAGUGGUCUGACCAGGAGACCGAAGACCUGCUCAAAGGUGUCGCCAAUUUCGGAAUUGGUAGCUGGACCAAGAUUCUCAACUGCGAAGAAUAUUCAUUCAACCAACGGACAGCCCUCGAUCUGAAAGAUAGGUUCCGCGUAUGUUGUCCGAGCUCGUACAAGAGUCUGAAGGCCUUGAAGGCAUCUUCCAGUGGAGAUCCUGGUGCGCAAGCCAAGCAAUCAGCCAAACCCAAGACGACUACCAAAGGCCCUCCGAGAGAAGAGAUUUCACCGUCCAAGCUUAAAGAGUUGGGCAUCAACGAGCCUUUUGUCAACGUCGGCCGAAGAAAUCGUCAUGAGUACACCACUGCUGAAGACGAGGCACUUCUGCAAGGUUUCAAGAAACACGGCAACGCUUGGUCAACGAUCAGGAAAGAUCCCGAUUUUGGCUUCUCGGGACGCAGGGCGGCUGACCUGAGAGAUCGCUUUCGCACGAGGUACCCCGUCGAGUAUUCGAAAUCUGUGCCCAGCUCGUCUGCCUCUUCAGUGGCAAAGCGAGCCGUAGAAGACAGUGCGGAGAAAGCUAGCGGGUCGGAGAGCGAAGUGGUGACAGACGCUCCAAAAAGCACGCCGUCAAAUAAGGAAGACGCCACGACUGCAAAGCCUGCUCCAACAAGGAGACCGCCUCACUUGCCGUUCUUCUCUCUGGACGAUGUAUUCCUUGGUGGAGCAUUUGGCGAUGAUGACGAGGAGAACGGCGAGCCUAUCGUCUUGGAUAGAAGGAUCUUAGACUGGGCAGGGGCGGAUGCCGGGAAGACCUCAAACGCUGAGGCAUCUAAGAGCACUGGCAUCGACCCGCUCAUGACAUUAAAAUUGCCAAGGCCUCUGUCCAACAACGUGCUGACCGCUCUCCCUUCAGCACCUCCAGCGUCCCAGAACAAUUCGAACUCGCUGCCAUCGCUCGCGAGCGUACUACCUGACAAUGCAUACCCUGAUCAGAUCGAGCUGCCUUCUUUGAUGCAGAUGAUAGGGUCUCUGGACAACGACGGGAGAAGUGGAGGUGGAACAUUCCCUUCUUUGGAAGAUCUGUUGAGCUAA
Zasmidium cellare ATCC 36951 is the source of this 1602-nucleotide messenger RNA. RefSeq lists its product as uncharacterized. The record is from RefSeq and is a predicted model, not a curated record. Bases 1 to 1602 code for a protein of 533 amino acids. NCBI's taxonomy places the organism in Eukaryota, Fungi, Ascomycota, Dothideomycetes, Mycosphaerellales, Mycosphaerellaceae. The transcript has a single exon.